CGAGCCAUGUUUCGGCUAGCCAAGCAUAUAUUUUAACUUCAGAAAAUCGUAACACUUCCGCUCCCAGAAAAUAAUCAAAAUUCAGAUUUUAAUACUACUAGUUUUGGCAAAUGUUUUGGCCCACCCUGUUGAGGGGCUUAAGCUCGCGACAGAGCAGCUCCUCUGGUAAGCCCCCGAAUCCACCAAAGCCUCCGACGCCUCCAACAACUCCAUCGACUCCGCCGGCUCCUUCCGGGAAAAAGGAAUGCAAGAUCCGGACGCACUGCAUUCCGGCCGCCUUCUGCGCCGAAUCGGAUAGGUUCAAAUCCAUGUGGGAUCCGCCGAAGAACCUGCCUCCGCCGUAUCCCUUUGUGGUCUCGCGAUCCAACGAUCUGUGCUGCGGGCCCAACUGCACCAAGCCACUGCCCUCGUUCGACGAGAUGUACUACCGCCCCUCCUGCAAGGACGGUCCCUACCAGCGCCACUGGGUGGAGUGCCCCAAGUUCAUGAUCCGCAAGAAAAAGGUCUGUGCCUACGACAAGCUGGAGGCCCUCAACCCCGCCCGUCGGGUGGCCAAGAGGCGCGAGAGGACGGCGACGAGCCCGGACGCCACAGGACCCUGUCCCCAUUUUGCUCCUCUGGCGCGUUGCGUUCCGGGCCGUCGUCCGCCCAGGUGCCACGGGGCCAAGACGCCCUCCUGCUGCCGCAAGCUGUGUGCCCCGAUGCCCUGCUGGUCGGAGUGCAAGCAGCCCCCGUUGGCCAAGAAACCCCAUCGACCUCGGGAGUGCGAGUGCCGAUUCCCCCUCAGCCUCUGUGAGGCGGAGCGGGGUCGUCAGUGGGUCAAGAUUCACGGCCAGAACCACGUCUGUCCCAGUGCCAUCAGGAAGGCCAAGAAGGCUAAGGAAAAGCUCAAGAAACAGAAGAACAAAAAAAAGAAGGGAAGGAAAGACCCGAAGGACAAGAAAUAAAUUUUAGAUUUUA
Molecule: messenger RNA, 960 nt
Organism: Drosophila suzukii
Lineage: Eukaryota; Metazoa; Arthropoda; Insecta; Diptera; Drosophilidae
Source: RefSeq, a predicted model, not a curated record